Messenger RNA from Paramecium octaurelia, 874 nucleotides. The record is from the annotation of a GenBank genome assembly. NCBI's taxonomy places the organism in Eukaryota, Ciliophora, Oligohymenophorea, Peniculida, Parameciidae.
UAAGAAUGGAAUAAUAGCACAAAGGUACUAAUAGUUGUAGUAAUUUGAGGGAAUACUGAACCUGGAGAAAUGAAUUCUAGUUCAUAGUAAUUUUAUAGCACCAACACUCUUUUUUUAAAUAACAUUGGAUUGAGUACAAACAUUUCAUCAAGCACUUUGAGACACACAUCGCCUUAAAUAUCAUUUCCAAAGGCAAAUCGCUUCCAUACUCAAUCUUAAUUGUAAUUGCCCACCAAAUUGGAGUUGCCUUCACAAUUAGGAAAAAGGUUAUCAAAUAUAUUGAUUAUGCAUUAGAUUCACGUAAUAAGGGUUUGGUAAUAAAAUAGUAUUUUAAUAUGAAUGGUAGAAGGACAAUGCUAAAGAACUACCGAGUCCAGAUAGAUAUUAAGUGCGUUAAGAACCAGGAACUGAUAAAUUAAAAAAAUCCUUUGGUUUGUCAUGGGAUGCUUACUCCAAAACAUACUUGCCUUACAAUAAGCAUUUGUCGCCUGAAGUAGCACGCUAUCUGCCAGGUAACUAAUGAGUCUAAUGAAGGACCUGGAGAAUACACUGUACGUUAAGAUUUAGGUUAGCACAGAUACUAAUUUCAAUUAAAGGGAAAGGGGAAAAUGUUCAACGAUCAAAGAGAAAACGGAGUACCUGGACCUGAGGCAUACCAACCGUAAAUCUGUUUGACUGUUCCCAAUAGAUUUUCUGUAUUGUUAAUUCUUAAGUAUAGAAAAUUUCACUUGGAAUUGGGGAGAAGAAGAAUCCAUUCUAAUCUUUUAGUUUCGCGCCAGGACCUGGAAGGUAUGAGACCAAUUCUGCUUUUGACAAGGCAAGUAAAAAGAGGGAAUUUAUUACCAAGCCUGGGGAGAGAAGACCUUUUAUUUGA